AUGCCCGCCGCAGAGACCGCCUCACCUCCGCACGAUCUCUCCGAAAAGAUACCCAAACUCAUCCCCCGAAAACGAGCUUCCAGCCCAACAUGCACACUCGUCACCGGCUUUAUAUUCGGCGUCUCGGACAGCGUGUGCGAUAGACCCAUCAGCAGCCUCAAAGCCUCAGACACCUCCCCAACGGUCAAGACGAUAAUACACAUACUGGGCGAAAUAGAAGGCAUAUUAGACCGCUGCCCACCCGAAGACACAGGCUCGCGCUUCGGAAACCCCAUCUUCCGCACAUUCCUCGACGAAGUCGAGAAAGCCCUGCCAGCGUGGCACGCAGAACUAGGCCUGCACGACGCAGCCCAAGUCGCCGAAAUAUCCACCUAUCUCCACAACGCCUUUGGCAACAAACGCAGAAUCGACUACGGCUCCGGCCACGAGCUCAACUUCUUCCUCUGGCUGCUAUGCCUUAAUCGUCUUUCCCUGCUCCCGCCUUCAACCUUCCCGUCGCUCGCCCUCGCCGUGCUCCCCGCGUAUCUGCGCCUCAUGCGUAGGAUCCAGGGCGCGUACUACCUCGAGCCCGCCGGCUCCCACGGCGUCUGGGGCCUCGACGACUACCAGUUCCUGCCCUUCCUCUUCGGCGCAAGCCAGCUGCUGCACCACGCGUACAUCACGCCCAAAGCCAUCCACAACGCGCUCGUGCUGGAAGAAGAAGCCCAUGACUUUAUGUACCUCGAUCAGGUAGCCUACGUCAACUCCGUCAAGAACGUAGACGGCUUGCGCUGGCAUUCCCCUAUGCUGGACGACAUUUCGGCAUCAAAGUCGUGGGCGAAAAUCGAAGCGGGCAUGCGCAAGAUGUUCAUCGCUGAGAUUCUGAACAAGUUGCCUGUUAUGCAGCACUUUCUCUUCGGCUCGCUCAUCCCUGCAGAAUCGGACAUGUCCCAUGAAGAGGAAUUCGGACUUUCCACUGAGGAAGAGGAAGAAGAAGGCGGGGAGGUCAAAGUGUUCAACGAUGAGGCGGGAAAGAGGCAUGUGCAUGCCAGUAAGGGGUGGGGCGACUGCUGUGGGAUAAGGGUGCCGGCUGCGGUGGGGGCGGAGGGCGAGGAGAGGAAAGGCGGGAUGCAGAGACUUCGGCGCGUCCCCUUCGACUAG
This is a messenger RNA of Didymosphaeria variabile, 1140 nucleotides long. It is a transcript of the gene RRD2, whose product is annotated as Serine/threonine-protein phosphatase 2A activator 2. Gene Ontology annotation, cellular component: protein phosphatase type 2A complex; cytoplasm; nucleus. The record is from RefSeq and is a predicted model, not a curated record. NCBI's taxonomy places the organism in Eukaryota, Fungi, Ascomycota, Dothideomycetes, Pleosporales, Didymosphaeriaceae. Gene Ontology annotation, biological process: mitotic spindle organization. Gene Ontology annotation, molecular function: protein tyrosine phosphatase activator activity; peptidyl-prolyl cis-trans isomerase activity. Bases 1 to 1140 code for a protein of 379 amino acids. The transcript is spliced from 2 exons.